Molecule: messenger RNA, 10969 nt
Organism: Salvelinus fontinalis (brook trout)
Lineage: Eukaryota; Metazoa; Chordata; Actinopteri; Salmoniformes; Salmonidae
Gene: acacb
Product: acetyl-CoA carboxylase beta
Exons: 54
Coding region: 160-7560 (2466 amino acids)
Biological process (GO): fatty acid biosynthetic process
Molecular function (GO): ATP binding; acetyl-CoA carboxylase activity; metal ion binding
Source: RefSeq, a predicted model, not a curated record
UUCGGUCGUUCCAGUUUCUCUGUUUUGCUUCCGUUUGGUUCUGAAACGGUAAACGGUUUAUCUGUUGCACGCGUGGGGCUAGUCGACAUAACAAUUGUAAGCAUCAACACGCUCAAUAAGGCUGCAAUGGACUGUAGAGUUUCAAGAGGAUGUCUGUGAAUGCUCCCACUUCUACUCUCGGGAUUUCUGCUCAUAUUGUGGCUACUCUGGAGGAUUAAGAACAAGAUGAUGCUGGACCAAGGUGGGGAAACUCCGACUGGCUGUGGAAGCGCUGCAGCACAAGAGGAGAUGCAAGCGGCCGAUGGACCCACCGCAGCUGUACACACCCCUGCUCCCGUUGAACACUCCACGCCAUUGGGUCUUGCAUCAUCUACCUCAGACAGUGGGGACAACAGUCCCCAAACCCACAUUGACCCCUCUGAGGGACCCAUGAUACCCAGGGCAGGGGGUUCCCAGCCUCCUCAGGCCUCUUCAGAGGGGAGGACAGAGCAGUACACACAGACCCAACCAUCUCCCUUCGUCGUCCCUCAGCCUCCCAGUAGAACGACCAGGCCCAAGCUCAGCUCAGGCCCCGAGGUUCGACGAGCCUGUCUCAAGUUCAUCCUGGGGGCAUCGGAGGACAAUUCAUCAGAUGACGAGCCGCCUUUGACCAUGAAACCCCCUACAGGUUCGAGUUCCUCUGAGGCCACCGCCUCCACCGUACGGCAAACUGCAUCAGCAACCUCAACCGCCUUCUCCCCCCCACAGCAAGUUCAAUCAGUAACAUUAACCACCACCUCCCCUGGCAUGAGGCCUAGCAUGUCUCACCCACACCUGGUGAAGAAGGUUCGCGAGAACAGGAAAAUGGAGCUGCAGAGAGACUUCACAGUGGCCUCGCCAGCCGAGUUUGUCACCCGCUUCGGUGGAAACCGGGUCAUAAAUAAGGUGCUGAUAGCUAAUAAUGGCAUAGCAGCAGUCAAAUGUAUGCGUUCCAUUCGCCGCUGGUCCUACGAGAUGUUCCGUAACGAGAGGACCAUCCGUUUUGUGGUGAUGGUCACCCCUGAGGACCUGAAAGCCAACGCAGAGUAUAUCAAAAUGGCGGACCACUAUGUACCCGUCCCAGGCGGAGCCAACAACAACAACUAUGCCAAUGUAGAGCUGAUCGUAGACAUCGCCAAGAGGAUUCCUGUACAGGGGGUCUGGGCCGGGUGGGGUCACGCCUCUGAGAACCCCAAACUACCUGAGCUCUUGGACAAGAAUGGAAUCUCUUUCUUAGGGCCGCCCAGUAAGGCCAUGUGGGCUCUGGGAGAUAAGGUGGCCUCCUCCAUCGUGGCCCAGAGCGCAGACAUCCCCACCCUGCCCUGGAGUGGAUCAGGUCUGAGAGUAGACUGGACAGAGGACGACCAGAGGCUGGGCCACGUGAUUAGCGUCCCUCCAGAGGUCUACGUGCACGGCUGCGUGCGUGACGUUGACGAUGGGCUGGCGGGAGCAGAAAGAAUUGGCUACCCGGUGGUGAUAAAAGCGUCAGAAGGCGGAGGGGGCAAGGGUAUCCGGAAGGUGGACAACGCUGAGGACUUUGCCAGCUUCUUCAGACAGGUGCAGGCGGAGGUGCCCGGCUCGCCCAUCUUCGUCAUGCAGCUGGCCCAGCAUGCCCGUCACCUGGAGGUCCAGAUUCUCGCCGACCAGUACGGCAAUGCCAUCUCCCUGUUUGGCAGAGACUGCUCCAUCCAGCGGAGACAUCAGAAGAUCAUUGAGGAGGCCCCGGCCACCAUAGCAUCUUCCACCACCUUCGAGCACAUGGAGCAGUAUGCAGUGCGGCUGGCUAAGAUGGUGGGCUACGUGAGUGCAGGCACUGUGGAGUACCUCUUCUCUGAGGACGGGAGCUUCCACUUCCUGGAGCUCAACCCCCGUCUGCAGGUGGAACACCCAUGCACAGAGAUGAUCGGAGAUGUCAACCUGCCCGCCGCCCAGCUCCAGAUAGCCAUGGGGAUCCCCCUCCACAGGAUCAAAGACAUUCGUGUGCUGUAUGGAGAGACCCCUUGGGGGGACACCACCAUCAACUUUGAGGCCCCCGACUGUGUCCCCAGUCCCCGGGGACACGUCAUCGCGGCCCGCAUCACCAGCGAGAACCCAGACGAGGGCUUCAAGCCCAGCUCGGGCACGGUGCAGGAGCUUAAUUUCCGCAGCAGUAAAAAUGUGUGGGGCUACUUCAGCGUGGGGGCUGCUGGGGGUCUGCAUGAGUUUGCUGAUUCCCAGUUCGGCCACUGCUUCUCCUGGGGGGAGAACCGAGAGGAGGCCAUUUCGAACAUGGUGGUUGCCAUGAAGGAGCUGUGUAUCCGGGGGGACUUCAGGACCACGGUGGAGUACCUCAUCAAGCUGCUGGAGACCGAGAGCUUCAGGAACAACGACAUCGACACCGGCUGGCUGGAUAAUCUCAUCGCUGAUAAAGUUCAGGCAGAGAGGCCAGACACCAUGCUGGGCGUUGUCUGUGGGUCUUUACACGUGGCGGACGCCAGCUUCAGGAAGAGUAUGUCUGACUUCCUGCACUCACUGGAAAGAGGCCAGGUGCUACCUGCAGCCAGUCUGCUGAAUACUGUUGAUGUGGACCUGAUCUACGAGGGGGUCAAAUACUGCCUCAAGGUAGCUCGCCAGUCCCCAACUACGUACGUCAUCAUCAUGAACGGCUCGGACAUCGAGAUCGACGUCCACCGGCUAAGCGACGGCGGGCUCCUCCUCUCCUACAACGGCAGCAGCUACACCACCUACAUGAAGGAGGAAGUGGACAGCUACCGGAUCACUGUUGGCAACAAGACGUGUGUGUUUGAGAAGGAGAGGGACCCCACGGUGCUGAGGUCGUCCUCUGCUGGUAAACUCCUGCAAUACCUAGUGGAAGAUGGAGGUCAUAUCUGCGCCGGGAACUCGUAUGCGGAGAUCGAGGUGAUGAAGAUGGUGAUGACGCUGACGGUGGUGGUGUCGGGCUGUGUCCACUAUGUGAAGAGGCACGGGGCGGUGCUGGAGCCCGGCUGUGUGGUGGCCAGAUUGGACCUGGAUGAUCCCAGCAACAUCCAACCAGUGGAGCUGAACACGGCCUCCUUCCCGACCCAGCAGCCGCUGCCCAUCGUGGGGGAGAAGCUCCACCAGAUCUUCCACAUGGUCCUGGAGAACCUGGUGAAGGUCAUGGCUGGCUACUGCCUCACCGAGCCCUACUUCAGCAACAAGGUGAAGCAGUGGGUAGACACCCUGAUGAAGACCCUGCGGGACCCCUCGCUGCCCCUGCUGGAGCUCCAGGAGUUAAUGACCAGCGUGGCCAGCCGCAUCCCGCCCAGCGUCGAGAAGGCCAUCCGCAAGGUCAUGGCCCAGUACGCCAGCAACAUCACCUCGGUGCUCUGCCAGUUCCCCAGCCAGAGGAUUGCCUGUAUCUUGGACAGCCACGCAGCCACCCUUCAGAAGAAGGCCGACCGGGAAGUGUUCUUCAUGAACACUCAGAGUAUCGUCCAGCUGGUGCAGAGGUACCGCAGUGGAAUCCGAGGAUACAUGAAGUCUGUGGUGCUGGAUCUGCUCAAGUGUUACCUGCAGGUGGAGAUGCAGUUCCAGCAAGCUCACUACGACAAGUGUGUGAUCAACCUGAGGGAGCAGUACAAGCCUGACAUGACCCCUGUGCUGGAGAGCAUCUUUUCUCACGCUCAGGUCUCCAAGAAGAACAUCCUGGUCACCAUACUCAUCGAUCAGCUGUGUGGGCGGGACCCCACCCUAGCAGACGAGCUGAUGGUCAUCCUGAACGAGCUCACACAGCUCAACAAGAUGGAGAACUCAAAGGUGGCACUGCGUGCCAGACAGGUUUUGAUCGCUUCCCAUCUGCCCUCUUAUGAACUGAGGCACAACCAGGUGGAGUCCAUCUUUCUGUCUGCCAUCGACAUGUAUGGACACCAGUUCUGCCCAGAGAACCUGAAGAAACUCAUCCUGUCUGAGACCUCCAUUUUUGACGUCUUGCCCAAUUUCUUCUACCACACUAACCGGGUGGUGUGCAUGGCUGCCUUGGAGGUGUACGUGCGAAGGGGCUACAUUGCUUACGAGCUGAACAGCCUCCAGCAUCACCAGUUGCAGGACGGGACGUGUGCCGUAGACUUCCAGUUCAUGUUGCCGUCGUCCCACCCCAACAGAGGAAGCAGCCCUACUCUGAACAGGUUGGCGAUGCCGGUGAACAGUGUGGGACAGUUUGAGAUGAGGCGGCAGGGUAGCGAACUCUUCCUAGAUGGGGCGUUCUCUCCCCCCUGUCAGCGCAUGGGGGCCAUGGUGGCCUUCCAGUGUUUCGAAGACUUCAAAAGGAACUUUGAUGAGGUCAUCUCCAGUUUUGCUGACCCGCUCCUGGAAAGCCCGCUUUUCCCCGAGGCCUGCUCCAAUCAGUUCUACGAGGAGGAUAACUGCAAGCAGAACAUGAAGGAGAACCCCAUCCACAUCAUCAAUGUGUCCAUCAAGUCGGCGGACACAGAGGAUGACGAUACCUUGGUCACAGCCUUCGCUGCCUUCGCCCAGUCUAAGAAAGGGUUACUCUUUGAGCAUGGCAUCCGAAGGAUCACGUUUUUAGUCGCACAGAGGAGGGAAUUUCCCAAGUUCUUCACUUUCAGAGCCAGAGACGGGUUUCAGGAGGACCGUAUCUACAGGAACCUGGAGCCUGCUCUGGCCUUCCAGCUGGAGCUGAACCGCAUGCGUAACUUUGACCUGACGGCCGUACCCUGUGCCAACAGCAAGAUGCACCAGUACCUGGGUGCCGCUCGCGUGCAGGAGGGCGCUGAGGUCACAGACUACCGCUACUUCAUCCGAGCCAUCAUGCGCCACUCUGACCUCAUCACAAAGGAAGCGUCAUUUGAGUACCUACAGAACGAGGGUGAGCGUCUUCUCCUGGAGGCUAUGGAUGAGCUGGAGGUGGCCUUCAGCAACACCAAAUGGCGCACCGACUGCAACCACAUCUUCCUCAACUUUGUCCCGACCGUCAUCAUGGACCCCUCCAAGAUUGAGGAGUCUGUGCGCUCCAUGGUGAUGCGUUACGGCAGUAGGCUGUGGAAGCUCCGGGUGCUCCAGGCCGAGCUCAAGAUCAACAUCCGGCUGACGCCCACUGGGACCGCCAUCCCCAUCCGUCUGUUCCUCACCAACGAGUCCGGCUACUACCUGGACAUCAGCUUGUAUAAGGAGGUCACAGACCCCUCAACGGGACAGAUCAUGUUCCAGUCGUACGGGGACAAGCAGGGCCCUCUGCACGGCAUGCUCAUCAACCAUCCCUAUGUCACCAAGGACCUGCUGCAGUCCAAACGCUUCCAGGCCCAGACCUUGGGCACCACCUACGUCUACGACUUCCCAGAGAUGUUCCGACAGGCCCUCUUUAAGCUUUGGGGUCCGGGGGACAGCUACCCUAAAGACGUGCUGAUGUGCACCGAGCUGGUGCUGGACCCGCAUGACCGACUGGUGCAGAUGAACCGCCUGCCUGGAGACAACGAGGUGGGAAUGGUAGCCUUCCGGAUGCGGAUGAAGACGCCAGAGUAUCCCGAGGGCCGCGACAUCAUCGUCAUCUGCAACGACAUCACCUACAUGAUUGGCUCGUUCGGGCCCCAGGAGGACCAGCUGUUCCUGCGGGCGUCGGAGAUGGCCCGGGCCGAGGGCAUUCCACGCAUCUACAUCUCAGCCAACAGCGGGGCGCGCAUCGGCCUGGCCGAGGAGAUACGACACAUGUUCCAGGUUGCCUGGACCGACCCCCAGGACCCUUACAAGGGUUUCAAGUAUCUGUACCUGACGCCCCAGGACUACACCCGCAUCAGCUCCACCAACGCUGUCCACUGCCACCACGUGGAGGAGGGUGGAGAGUCCAGGUACAUCAUCACUGACAUCAUAGGGACCGAAGAUGGUCUUGGGGUUGAAAACCUGAGAGGAUCAGGCACCAUCGCCGGGGAGUCUUCCAAGGCCUACGAUGAGAUCAUCACCAUCAGCAUGGUGACGUGCCGUGCCAUUGGGAUCGGGGCUUAUCUAGUGCGUCUGGGGCAGCGGGUCAUCCAGGUGGAGAACUCCCACAUCAUUCUGACCGGGGCUGGAGCCCUCAACAAGGUUCUGGGUCGAGAAGUGUAUACCUCCAACAACCAGCUGGGAGGCGUCCAGAUCAUGCACAACAACGGCGUGACGCACACCACGGUGCCCGAUGACUUUGAGGGCGUUUUCACUAUCCUGCGGUGGCUCUCCUAUAUGCCGAAGACCAAGCACUCUCCGGUGCCGGUGAUACCACCCAAGGACCCAGUGGAGAGGGAGAUCGAGUUCACCCCCACCAAGGCUCCCUAUGAUCCCCGCUGGCUACUGGCCGGGAGGCCCCACCCCACUGUAAAAGGAGCCUGGCAGAGUGGAUUUUGUGACCAUGGCUCGUUCAUGGAAGUGAUGGGGUCUUGGGCCCAGACAGUAGUGGUGGGCAGAGCCAGGUUAGGUGGGAUUCCCCUUGGCGUCAUUGCUGUGGAAACACGUACCGUUGAGGUGGCUAUCCCGGCCGAUCCAGCAAACUUGGAUUCUGAGGCCAGACUGGUGCAGCAGGCCGGCCAGGUCUGGUUUCCGGACUCUGCCUUCAAGACGGCCCAGGCCAUCCGUGACUUCAACCGUGAGCGGCUGCCUCUGAUGGUGUUCGCCAACUGGAGAGGCUUCUCCGGGGGAAUGAAGGACAUGUACGACCAGGUGCUGAAGUAUGGGGCCUAUAUCGUGGACGGCCUGCGUGAGUUCCGCCAGCCUGUGUUGAUCUACAUCCCGCCGCACGCCGAGCUGAGGGGGGGAUCCUGGGUGGUGAUCGAUCCCACCAUCAACCUUCUGUGCAUGGAGCUCUACGCAGACAGAGAGAGCAGGGGUGGUGUACUAGAGGCAGAGGGCACUGUGGAGAUCAAGUAUCGCAGGAAGGACCUGUUGAAAACCAUGCGCCGGAUCGACUCGGUCUACGCCGGUCUGGCUGAACAGCUUGGUAAACAGCCUGGUACACCGGAGCUGACAGACAAACAGCGGCGGGACCUGGAAGCCAAGCUGAGGGCCAGAGAGGAGUUCCUGCUGCCCAUCUACCACCAAGUGGCAGUGCAGUUUGUGGACCUCCACGACACCCCUGGUAGAAUGCACGAGAAGGGUGCCAUCACGGACAUCCUGGACUGGAAGAAUGUGCGGAGCUUCUUCUACUGGCGUCUGCGGCGCCUCCUGCUGGAGGGCGUGGUGAAGUGUGAGGUCCUGCAGGCCAACCCAGAGCUGAGUGACGGACACAUCCAGUCCAUGCUGCGCCGCUGGUUUGUGGAGACAGAGGGCACGGUCCAGGCGUACCUUUGGGACAAUAACAAAGCGGUGGUGGAGUGGCUGGAGAAGCAUUUGGCCAAAGAGGACGGCACACGAUCCGCCAUCAGAGAGAACAUCAAGUACCUGAAGAGGGACCACGCCUUGAAACACAUCCGCAGCAUUGUGCAGGCUAACCCUGAGGUGACCAUGGACUGCAUCAUCCACAUGAGCCAGUCCAUCACUCCAUCCCAGAGGGCCAAGAUCUCCCACCUGCUGGCCACGAUGGACGGCACCGCCCCCAGUUAAAGUCCAGAUCUGAGGCUGAGCUGCCCAAAUGCCUUACACAGGAAAUUCCUGAAGUUCUAGCAUAGUGGAGAAAAUAGAUAAGUAGGUCUGUGGGAUGUGGACUUAGGGCAGGGGGACACAUGCAGUAUCUCUUCAUCGAUGCCGCCUACGUUCUAUUGUUGAGUUGAGACAAUAAAGCUAAGAUGCCAAAAAAGCCAAAAACAUGUCUAAUUCUCAGGGUUAGGGCUAGUUCGGGCUGCUCAUAUGCUAUAACCAUGCAGCACUAUACACUACACAUGCACUACAUCAAGGGUCCCUACCUUGGGUAGAUUUAUUUUUCUUUCCGCGGAUGGUCGGGGGGCCGGAACAUAGUUAUAAAUCAUUUGUACACUGAAAAUUGACAGCAAGAAUCCAAAACAUAUAUAGUAUUUGACAAAAACUGAAUAAUUUUAAACCUUGAUUUCAUUGGGAUAUGAUCACUUAUGCCUCUCUAUUUAUGCGUGGGAAUACUUGGGAACAGAUUCCCUAAGUUAAAAUCCCUUUGAGCUGAUUUCCUGACGAUUUUAGUCUUAUGUUCAACAACCGAAAUAUAUUUUUUUAAAUCCUCAACUUGGGGGGCCAAAUAAAAUCGGGGGAUUCGGAAAGUAUUCAGACCCCUUGACUUUUUCCACAUUUUGUUACGCUACAGCCUUAUUCUAAAAUGGAUUCAUUUGUUUUUCUCCCUUCAUCAAUCUGCACACAAUACCCCAUAAUGAUAAAGCAAAAACAUAUUUGGGGAUUAUUUUCUAAUUUUAUACAAAAAUAAACUGAAAUAUCAUUUUUCAGAACCUUUACUCAGUACUGUGUUGAAUAACCUUUUGGCAGUGAUUACAGCCUCAAGUCUUUGGUAUGACGCUACAAGCUUGGCACACCAGUGUUUGGGGAUUUCUCCCAUUCUUUGCAGAUCCUCAAGCUCUGUCAGGUUGGAUGGGGAGCGUCGCUGCACAGCUAUUUUCAGGUCUGUCCAGAGACGUUAUAUCGGGUUCAAGUCCGGGCUCUGGCUGGGCCACUCAAGGACAUCCAGGGACUUGUCCGGAAGCCACUCCUGCGUUGUCUUGGCUAUAUGCUUAGGGUCUUUGUCCUGUUGGAAGGUGAACCUUCACCCCAGUCUGAGGUCCUGAGUGUUCUGGAGCAGGUUUUCAUCAAGGAUCGCUCUGUACUUUGCUUCGUUCAUCUUUCCCUCGAUCCUGACUAGUCUCCCAGUCCCUGCCACUGAAAAACAUCCUCACGGCAUGAUGCUUCCACCACCAUGCUUUACCAUAGGGAUGGUGCCAGGUUUCUUCCAGAUGUCACAUUUGGCAUUCAGGCCAAAGAGUUCAAUCUUGGUUUCAUCAGACCAGAGAAUAUUGUUUCUCAUAGUCUGAGUCAUUUAGGUGCCUUUUGGCAAACUCCAAGCAGGCUAUCGUUUGACUUUUACUGAGGUGUGGCUUCUGUCUGGCAACUCUACCAUAAAGGCCUGAUUGGUGGUGCUGCAGAUAUGGUGGUCCUUCUGAAAGUUUCUCCCAUCUCCACAGAGGAACUCUGGAGCUCUGUCAGAGUGACCAUUGGGUUCUUGGGUCACCUCCCUAACCAAGGCCCUUCUUCCCUGAUUGCUCAGUUUGGCCGGGCGGCCCGCUGUAGGAAGAGUCUUGGUGGUUCCAAACUUCUUCCAUUUAAGAAUGAUGGCCUCCGUGUUCUUGGGGACCUUCAAUGCUGCAGAAAUGUUUUGGUACUCAUCCCCAGAUCUGAGCCUCGACACAAUCCUGUCUCGGAGCUCUACGGACAAUUCCUUCAACCUCAUGGCUUGGUUUUUGUCUGACAUGCACUGUCAACUGUGGGACCUUGUAUAGACAGGUGUGUGCCUUUCCAAAUCAUGUCCAAUCAAUUGAAUUUACCACAAGUGGACUCCAAGUUGUAGAAACAUCUCAAGGAUGAUCAAUGGAAACAGGAUGCACCUGAGCUCAAUGUUGGGUUUCAUAGCAAAGGGUCUGAAUACUUAGGUAAAUAAGUAUUUUAAAAAAUGUCCAAAACCUGUUUUUGCUUUUUCAUUGGGGUAUUGUGUGCCUUUUGAGAUUUUUUUAAAAUGUAAUACAUAUUAGAAUAAGGCUAACGUAACAAAAUGUGGAAAAAGUCAAGGGUUCUGAAUACUUUCUGAAUGCACUGUACAUGGCAACGUUGGUGUGGUGUUGUAGCUUUAGUGAUUCAAGAGCUGCGGUUAAUCCAAAUCAAGCAUAUGGAGCUUUUAUGCACUUUUAAAAAGUUCAAAAAGUAUAAAAGUUAUCAAAAAGCAACCUAUCCCAGACUGGUCUGCACGUUUUUAAGUUUGAAAGGUGUUUCUAGCUUAAACGGUGUAAGACUUAGUUUUAGGCUACAUUUUUCUUAUUCAAGUCUAUGGCCAUUGAAAUGCAUUGGGAAAGAGACGUUUUGGUGUUGGUAGUUUUUACGGUUUGGGCUACAGGUUCCAGUGGAAUAAUAAUAAUUUAAAACGUUUUUUUUAAGAGUAAACCAUUUUCAGCAAUCACACCUAAUUAUCAAAUGUACAACCCCCAACCACCUGACACUACAGGCAGGUUAAAUUUAAAUGGUCGAAGUAUUUGACCUCAGGUCUGGUUCCAUGUGGUUUUAACAUUGCUAUGAUCAGAGGGAACCACCACUAUUUAGCAUUUCUGAUUCACUUCAUCAAUAGGAUUUGAAAACCCAUAUGUUUGAAAGCAUGAAUUGAAUGGAGUGGACCAUGUGCCUUUUAUCAGUAUUCUAUCAAGCUUCUCAUUGCUAAUGCUGUGCACUGGCAUUUUACAACGGGGGUGACCAGGGUUUUUGCUAUGGUGUGUUGAUCAUUCUGUUCAUAUCUGGGAGAAUGUGUGCCGACCUUUGAAUGUACGCCAGCCAGGGGCCGAACAAAGCCCUCAUUUGUGUACCAUGUAAAAUAUAUAAAUAUAUUUUUGUAAUGUGCCAGUGCAGACAAUACACAAGCCUGUCUGGGGGUUGGGUGACGUGUAGCCUUUACUUCAGUAUGUUCCUAGGCCGUUAUUGAAAAUAAGAAUUUGUUCUUAACUGACUUGCCUAGUUAAAUAAAGAUAAAAUAAAUGUAUCCUUGUGACAAUAUUGACCAAAAAAAGACUAAUUUCAGUGACAUUAAAUUACAUUGAAUUAAAUUAAAUUUCAUUUCAUUUACAGAAUCAUUUCAGUGACUGGUCGAGUAGGAAAUGUUUCAUUUUUCCCCCUCAUUAAUUUUAAUCCAAAAAUGGGAUAUGUCAGUAUUGCCCUUAUUAAGACUAACCUGUACAAUUUGAAGUCAGGUAAUAUUUUUUUAUUUUAUUAACAAGUGUUUAUUUGUGUGCCCUUGAAUUUCUUUCUUUGUAUUAUUGUUUUUUGACUGAAUAACAAAUAUGCCUGUGUUUUUCCUGAGUCA